Molecule: messenger RNA, 1600 nt
Organism: Danio rerio (zebrafish)
Lineage: Eukaryota; Metazoa; Chordata; Actinopteri; Cypriniformes; Danionidae
Source: RefSeq, a predicted model, not a curated record
AUGUGGUGCCAUCAGUGUCGCUAUGUGGUUGCCAGGGGUAUUGCUAUGUGGUCGCCUCGCUGUCGCUAUGUGGUUGCCAAAGUAUUGCCAUGUGGUCGCCUUGGUGUCGCUAUGUGGUUGCCAGGGUAUUGCCAUGUGGUGCCCUCAGUGUCGCUAUGUGGUUGCCAGGGUAUUGCCAUGUGGUCGCCUCGCUGUCGCUAUGUGAUUGCCAGGGGUAUUGCCAUGUGGUCGCCUCAGUGUCGCUAUGUGGUUGCCAGGGUGUGGGAUGGUGUCGGCAGUGGGCGGUGCUUACACACAUACUCCGCCCACCGCGGGGCAGUGCGUGAUGCCUGCUGGCUGGCCGAUGGGCGACGCCUCCUGUCAGGAUCGUUUGACGGCACGGUGGCGAUCAGUGACCUGGAGACGGGUCAGGUGCUUGUGCGGAUGGAGAACGGGUUUAAGGUCUGCUGUGUGGCUCCUCGACCGUCUGAGCCUGAUGUGUUUCUGUGUGGAGGCUUCAGUCCAGAGGUCAGAGCCUGGGACUCACGCUGCUGUAAGGUGCUGCAUGUGUACAGAUCUGCAGUUCAGCAGACUCUGGAUCUGCUGUUUGUAAAUGCAGGACGAGAGUUCGUGAGCAGCACUGAUGCCGUCAGUCGAGACUCAGCCGACCGAACACUCAUCGUCUGGGACUUCCAGACCAACGCCAAACUCUCCAACCAGAUCUUCCAUGAGAGAUAUACCUGUCCCUGUCUCACAGCUCAUCCGCUGGACAACAGCUUCAUCGCUCAGACCAACGGAAACUACAUCGCACUGUUCUCAGACCAGCGGCCCUACCGCAUGAACAAGAGACGCAGAUAUGAGGGACACAAGGUGGAGGGGUUUGCAGUGCAUUGUGGGUUCUCUGCAGACGGCAGUGUCGUGGCCUCUGGGAGCUCCACCGGUUCUGUCCACUUCUAUGACUAUCAGAGCUCGAGGACACUGAAGACACUACAGGCUCAUGAGGAUGCGUGUGUGUGUGUGGAGAUGCAUCCCAUAAUCCCUGGCGUCGCCGCCACCGCAGACUGGACUGGUCAGAUCAAUCUGUGGACGUGAGGAUAGUGAAGAACACUGAUCCAGGUUCAGCACUGCAGUAUAUGAUGUAGAACUACACACUGCACAGUAAUCACCCACUGAAGAUGUGCAAUGUUACACUCCACGACUACAUUACAGCGAUCACAUUUACACACCAUGAUCAAUCACUGUGCAUGUGGACAGACGUGAAGCCUUCAACUAAUAAGAAGCACAGGUUUAUUCAGGAAAGACAGCACACAUAUAGACGCAUGCGUGUGGAAGCGGCCGAGCAGACUGAGGUAGAACAGAAACACACAGUAAAGAGCAGCUGAUACAGUCAUGCAUUUACAGUCUUAAACACUGCUCCAGCUCACCUCCAUCUUAAUAAAGCAGAAGGAGACGGUGUUCAUCACAGUGUCUGAAUGAGGAAUGAUGUGUUUAGGUGUUCCAGGAGUCAUUUCUCUGAUCAGAUCUGUCUGUAUUUAGUACAUUGAGCAUUUACAGAAUUAUUCUGUGUGUCGGCGAUGUGUUCACAUUCUGCCAAAUAAAGCUUUUUUACAUUGACGACUAU